Messenger RNA from Condylura cristata (star-nosed mole), 2595 nucleotides. RefSeq names its product transglutaminase 1 (gene TGM1). Gene Ontology annotation, biological process: peptide cross-linking. The transcript has 14 exons. NCBI's taxonomy places the organism in Eukaryota, Metazoa, Chordata, Mammalia, Eulipotyphla, Talpidae. The coding region runs from base 13 to 2421 and encodes 802 amino acids. Gene Ontology annotation, molecular function: protein-glutamine gamma-glutamyltransferase activity. The record is from RefSeq and is a predicted model, not a curated record.
GGUCCUCGGUCGAUGGACGGUCCUCGGUCAGACGUGGGCCGCUGGGGCGGGAACCCGAGGCAGCCCUCCGCCACACCUUCUCCAGAGCCAGAGCCGGAGCCGGAGCCCGACCGCCGCUCCCGCCGCCGGGGUCGGGGUCGUUCUUUCUGGGCGCGCUGCUGUGGCUGCUGCACAUGCCGAGGGACAGAUGAUGACUGGGGGUCUGGGCCCCGUGGAGGCUCCAGUGCUGGUCGAAGGCCAGACUCCCGGGGUGGUACUGUGAAUGCAGCUGGAGAUGGCACCAUCAGAGAGGGCAUGCUGGUGGUGACUGGUGUGGAUUUGCUGAGUAGUCGUUCAGACCAGAACCGCCGAGAGCACCACACGGAUGAGUUCGAGUAUGAUGAGCUGAUUCUACGCCGGGGACAGCCUUUCCACAUGGUCCUCUUCCUGUCUCGGCCCUAUGAGUCCUCCGAUCGCGUCAUUCUGGAGCUGGUCAUCGGAAACAACCCCGAGGUGGGCAAAGGCACCCACGUCAUCAUCCCAGUGGGCAAGGGGGGCAGUGGCGGCUGGAAGGCCCAGGUGACCAAGUCCAGUGGGCAGAGCCUGAACCUACGGGUACACACCUCCCCUAACGCCAUCAUCGGCAAGUUUCAGUUUACGGUCCGCACACACUCAGAAGCUGGCGAGUUCCAGUUACCCUUUGAACCCCACAAUGAGAUCUACAUCCUCUUUAACCCCUGGUGCCCAGAGGACAUCGUGUACGUGGAUCAUGAGGACUGGCGGCAGGAGUAUGUGCUGAACGAAUCCGGGAGGAUUUACUAUGGGACUGAAGCACAGAUUGGCGAGCGUACCUGGAACUACGGCCAGUUUGACCAUGGGGUGCUGGAUGCCUGCCUGUAUAUCUUGGACCGGCGGGGAAUGCCAUAUGGAGGCCGUGGGGACCCAGUCAGUGUCUCCCGGGUCAUCUCUGCCAUGGUGAACUCUUUGGACGACAACGGCGUCCUGAUUGGGAACUGGUCUGGCGAUUACUCCCGCGGCACCAACCCGUCAGCGUGGGUGGGCAGCGUGGAGAUCCUGCUCAGCUACCUACGUACUGGCAGUUCUGUUCCCUAUGGCCAGUGCUGGGUCUUCGCUGGUGUCACCACCACAGUGCUACGCUGCCUGGGCCUGGCCACCCGCACUGUCACCAACUUCAACUCAGCACACGACACAGACACGUCCCUCACCAUGGACAUCUACUUUGACGAGAACAUGAAGCCACUGGAGCACCUGAACCACGAUUCUGUUUGGAACUUCCACGUGUGGAACGACUGCUGGAUGAAGAGGCCAGACCUACCCUCAGGCUUUGACGGCUGGCAAGUUGUGGAUGCCACACCCCAGGAGACCAGCAGUGGCAUCUUCUGCUGUGGGCCCUGCUCCGUGCAGUCCAUCAAGAAUGGCCUGGUCUACAUGAAGUAUGAUACACCCUUCAUUUUUGCUGAGGUGAACAGCGACAAGGUGUACUGGCAGCGGCAGGAUGAUGGCAGCUUCAAGAUUGUGUACGUGGAGGAGAAGGCCAUCGGCUCGCUCAUCAUCACGAAGGCCAUUGGCUCCAACAUGCAGGAGGAAAUCACGCACCUCUAUAAACACCCAGAAGGCUCAGACGCAGAGAGGAAGGCAGUGGAGACAGCAGCCGCCCAUGGCAGCAAGCCCAACGUGUACGCCACCCGGGACUCGGCCGAGGACGUGGCAAUGCAGGUGGAGGCGCAGGAUGCAGUCAUGGGGCAGGACUUGACGCUUUCUGUGGUGCUGACCAACCGCGGCAGCAGCCGCCGCACCAUAAAGCUGCACCUCUACCUCUCCGUUACCUACUACACGGGUGUCACCGGACCCGUCUUCAAGGAGAGCAAGAAGGAAGUAGCCCUGGCACCAGGGGCCUCCGACCGCGUGGUCAUGCCAGUGUCCUACAGGGAAUACCAGCCCCACCUCGUGGACCAGGGAGCCAUGCUGCUCAACGUCUCUGGCCACGUCAAGGAGAGUGGGCAGGUGCUAGCCAAGCAGCACACCUUCCGCCUGCGCACCCCAGACCUCUCCCUCACGUUAUUGGGAGCAGCUGUGGUUGGCCAAGAGUGUGAAGUACAAAUUGUCUUCAAAAACCCCCUGCCUAUCACCCUCACCAACGUCGUCUUCCGGCUGGAGGGCUCAGGGUUACAGAGACCCAAGAUUCUCAACGUUGGGGACAUUGGGGGCAACGAGACAGUGACGCUGCGUCAGACGUUUGUGCCUGUACGACCAGGCCCCCGCCAGCUCAUCGCCAGCUUGGACAGCCCUCAGCUCUCCCAAGUGCAUGGGGUCAUCCAGGUGGACGUUGCUCCAGCCUCCGGAGGCAGUGGCUUCUUCUCAGGCCCCGGAGGUGACAACUCGGGAGAAACCAUCCCGAUGGCUUCUCGAGGUGGGGCGUAGCCCUGGAUCAGGAGGAACUGGACUGGCGUUUGAUGAAUAUGGACACUGCUUCAAGACGGGCUCGCUCAGAGCAGCUCCUCGGGGGCUCAGGUGGGGAGGCCGGGGCACCUGGAGAGGGGCUGAACUUCAUUUGCACUGGGCAGCACAAAUGCUAAUAAACUAUUUUUUAAUGAA